Gymnodraco acuticeps is the source of this 1824-nucleotide messenger RNA. Its product is annotated as bactericidal permeability-increasing protein-like. The transcript has 16 exons. Bases 136 to 1554 code for a protein of 472 amino acids. NCBI's taxonomy places the organism in Eukaryota, Metazoa, Chordata, Actinopteri, Perciformes, Bathydraconidae. The record is from RefSeq and is a predicted model, not a curated record. Gene Ontology annotation, molecular function: lipid binding.
CUCACAGCCAUAGUUUAGUUUCUGAUUGGGUAAGUGAAUUAAAGGCCUUGUGCCUCCCUUCCUCUUUCACUCUGCCUUGUUUGCAGUGAGACUCACACAUCAGGAGAAACCUGACAGACUACUGCUUCGGUCAAGAUGUUUCUGUGCUGGUGCCUAUCUCUGGUGGCUUUAAUCCCUUUGACCACAAGCACCAACCCUGGAGUAAAGGUCAAGCUAACAGCUAAAGGCAUUGAAUAUGGCAGACAACUGGCAGUGGCUUCGAUCUUGCAGAAACUCAAAACCAUCAAACUUGAUGAUAUGUCAGGGAAAGUGAAGGUGUCUCCCAUCGGCAAGGUCAAGUACAGCCUGACAAACAUGAAAAUGGUGGAUGUGGGAUUGCCAACGGCUGCGCUGGAUCUGGUGCCAGGGACCGGUGUCAAACUGUCCAUUGUCAACACUUACUUCCGUUUGGAAGGAAACUGGCGGGUCAAGUACCUCUUUGUAAAGGACAGCGGCUCUUUUAAUUUGAACGCCAAUGAUAUCAGUAUCAGUACAAGUCUCUCCAUCAAGACUGACCAGACAGGCCGACCUGCGGUCAAUAGUCUCGACUGUGGAGCCAAUGUUGGCAAGACAAGCAUCCAUUUUAAGGGUGGAGCCAGUUGGUUGUACAAUCUCUUCAGUAAAUACAUUGAUAGUGCGAUACGAAAAGCAAUGCAGAAACAGAUCUGCCCUCUGGUGGCCAAUGCAGUAUCUGAUUUGAACAACAAUUUGAAAACUCUCAAUGUUCUAGCCAAGGUGGACAAGUUUGCAGAGAUUGAAUAUUCCAUGGUGGCAUCGCCUGCAGUGUCAAAAACCUCCAUAGACUUUGGCUUGAAGGGUGAAUUCUACAACAUCGGGAAGCAUCAGGAGCCUCCCUUUUCCCCCGCAGUCUUUUCCCUGCCGCCCCAGAUCAACAACAUGUUGUACAUCGGCGUUUCCUCCUUCACCAUCGAAUCUGCGGCCUUCGUCUACAACACAGCUGGAGCCCUCAGCCUGUACAUCACUGAUGACAUGAUCCCACAAGGCUUUCCCAUCCGACUCAACACCAGAGCGUUUGGAGUUUUCAUCCCGCAGGUUGCUAAGCGUUUCCCAGGUCUGAUGAUGAAACUGCUGGUGAAGACGGUGAAAACUCCCGUCAUCACGUUUGAACCCAACAACGCAACAGUUCAGAGCUUUGCCUCAGUGACAGCUUACGCUAUCCAACCCAACGCCACACUUACGCCUCUCUUUGUCCUGAACUUGGACUCCAGUGUCAGCGCCCGAGUGUUUGUCAGUGGAACGAGGUUGGCCGGAGCUGUCACCCUAAACAAAAUGGAUCUGACCCUGGGGACGAGCUAUGUCGGAGACUUUCAGGUCGGUUCGCUCGACAGCAUCUUCCAAAUGGUCCUCAAAAUGGUGGUGAUACCUAGAAUGAAUGUUCAACUUGCAAAGGGAUACCCUCUUCCGACACUUGGAAAGAUGAAGCUGGUGAACACUCAGCUGCUGGUCCUGAAGGACUACGUGAUGAUUGGGACCGAUGUUCAGUUCACGAGUUGAGUGCCAUUUCUGGAAGCUUCCAAUUCUGCACCAUGAAGACACAAUCACAGUUCAUCAUGUAGAAAUAUUACCGUCAAAUGCUGAUCACCUGUUCGGGAUAUCAACCCAGGUGUUCAUGCUGCUUUUCUAUUAAAUAUGAACCUCAUAUACAAUGUAGAUAGGGCACAGUCUGCUGGACAAGGUUUGCACCUUUUUUUUUAAACAAUAAACUCCUUUUAAAGCGGAUCAGCACUCUCUGCUGCCAACUUUAUGAACAAUUUAUAACUCAAA